GUGGAAGAGCAUUUUAGAGGAAAAAACUGCACUCCCGUCUCAGAAGACGGCUGGCAUUUGGAGCUGCGGUCCUUCAUUCCUAAUUGUUCCUUCUCCUUCAACAUCAAGUGCUUUUUCCCUGCACAGAUUUGUGUGGAGCACCAGGAAGAGAAUCCCAACCCCCUGGUGUGGAGCUUCGCUAUAACUUUCUCUGUCUCAACAAAACCUUUCGAGAAAGAGGACCACCUUUCUCUCCAAGCUGUGGCUCCUGCACUGAAACCGCAGCUCUAACACAUCUAAGAAGUUGUCUCAGUCUCGAGGAAGUUGCCAUCUAAUCAUUUUGUGGCUACGCUUGUGUGAACCUGCAGCUGACAACAUGGCAAAGAAGAACCAAAAGGAUGCGUCAGGGGUGGUGUUUGACACGCGCUCAAAGAUGGUCAUGUCCCAAGGAGAGCCGCCUGAAAGGAUGAAGGAGAAGAUCAACGCCGUCCGGGCAGUUGUCCCCAACAAAAGCAACAUUGAGAUUGUUCUGGUGUUGCAGCAUUUUGAGAACUGCGUUGACAAGGCGGUUCAAGCAUUCUUAGAAGGUAGCGCAGUGGAAAUCCUUAAGGAGUGGAAUGUCACUGGCAAAAAGAAGCCAAAUAAGAAAAAGAAGCCCAAGCCCCAGCAGGAGGCCUCAACAGAACCUGGCCCAUCGGAGGCCACACCACUUGAGGAGUGUAAGGACAAAACCAAUGGCUUCUAUGACAAUGGAUCAGCGGUGGAUGGAGAGUCACUUGACUCCCUGAGUGAACACUUGGACUCUGCGUCCUUGGAUGCAUCAGAGCUGGACUCUGAACCGAUCACGUCUGAAACCACCGCUCUCACGGGUGCAGACGCAGACAGUCCCCCCUCUCAGCUGGGACCAAGUACUCACCAGGGACAUAAAGGCAACAAAACACGGCACCGCCAAGAUUCACAUCGCCAAAACUCAUCUCAUGUACUUCCCGAUGAACAAAGUCAGCAAAGGUCGUCUGGUGGCAAGAAGAUUGCACCCAACAUUGACCGCUCUGUGAAAGACCUGCAGCGAUGCACCGCCUCAUUGACUCGCUACAGGAUGGUGGUGAAGGAGGAGAUGGAGUCCUCUGUCAAAACAAUGAAACAGGCCUUUGCUGAGCUUCAGGGCAGCUUAAUGGACAGAGAAGUGACACUGUUUGCCGAAAUGGACAAAGUGAAAGCAGAGGCCAUACUCAUUUUAAACGGCCGACAGAAAAGAGCCGAGGAGCUCAGAAGACUGACAGACCAGUCGGCGUCCAUGUCUGAGGAGCAGCUGACUGAACUGCGAGCUGACAUCAAGCACUUUGUGAGCGAGCGCAAAUAUGACGAGGACCUCGGCAAAGCUGUCAAGUUUACUUUCCAUCUGGAGCCGCUGAAGACAAGCAUCUCCCAAUUUGGAUCGGUGUAUCAUCCCCACACAGGUUACUCUGAUCGAUCCCGUUGCAGCUCCACGUCCUCCUCUGUGGCCAGUCCUAGUGCUGUGGAAAGUCCUCCUCCCACUCAGAGCCCGCCCAGCGAAUUCCGCCCCCCACCAGCCAAGCAGAUUUUCCAAGGCAACAGACGUACGUUCCAUGGCCAAGGCUAUCACUCAGGCGCCCAGCAGCGCUACAACGGCGGCACUAACCACGAUCGAAGCGCCGGGCGCGCCAGCCACCGCUACCAAGGCAACGACGGCCCCUCCGGUUCCAACCCGCAGCAGCACUCCAACAGGGGCCCUUCCACCUCCUCGUCCAACCAAAACCGAGCGUCCCACAACGGGUUGCCUCAAAGGCUUCCGCGGAUGCCCUGCCCUUGACAUCGGUAAAAUUGCGCCGCUCUCUCCCAGCCCCUUUACUAAUAACCCUGCACUCCCAGGGCCGCCGCCCACUGUCCCGGCCAGCUCCCACGCUCCUCUCGAUGAAGAAUAGAAUCCAAGUUUACAUAUUUUCAUGUUCAUCCUUUAGACUUGAACAGCGUCUUGAUUUGAUGGUUCUCCUCUUCCCCGCACGGAACUCUUGGUAGCGCUGCCCUCGUCGUCAGAAAGCACUAAGAGGAGAAAAGGUGCAAGCUAAAGUUAGCUUGGUGCAGAAGGCUGCUGCUUGUUGGUUCUUCUCUAUACUGUAAAGUUUGUGACUGAGUAAAAAGCUGUGGCACUUUCACAAAGAGUAGUCCUAAUGCUAAGCUAUGCUAAUUAGCCAGACAAAAGGGCAAACAUAUGGUAAAUAAAACACACGCAAAAGUUUUAUAGACGAGGGCUGUUUAUUUUUUUUAUUUUUAGUGGAAUAAUGUGAAAAACUGAAGUUUCACAACACCAAGUGUCCACGUGCUGUUUGGCUUCUGACCAUCACUUCAACAAACAUCUUAUUCCGCGUUUGCUGUAACAUCGACGACAUGUUUGCCUUUUCGUAGAAAAGUCUCUCAAGGAAUGGUUAGGAGAGGUCAUGUCCAUGUAAGGAUAGAACCUUGCUUUUUGCGGACAUUAGAGAAAGAAUUGGCAGCUACGCACUUCCUUGAUGUUGCAAGCAGGAGUCUGAUACCUCAUUGUGGGUAUCAAGCAAAGAAGUGAGCGGGUGAUUUCGCUUAUUUUCAGUUUUGAAAUGAAAAUUGUAAUUCUGUUGUUGGUGACUGUUGUGGACAAGAGCACCAUUUUGUUUGUAGAGACAUCACCAUUCUUUUUUUUUUAUAUACCGGGUAUAUAUAUAUAGUUUGAGCAUUUUGGGAAAGUCCAAGAAAUCAUCUUCAAAGUUGACCAUAUUUCUUGCUGCAUGUAUUUUGUUCUUGCGCGACAAGAGGAAUAUUGUUUGAAGCAAGCUUUAAAGGUGCUAGAAAAUUGUUCCCGUCUUUUUCAAGUCUUCAGUUAAUCUUUUAUUAUGGUAAACAAAACACUUAUCUAUCACUUAUAUUUAGCCAAGAUGCCAAACUAUUAUUUCUGACUGACAUUGUUGGAGAAAGGUGGGGGGGUGGAAACAAAGUAUUUUUGUUGUUGUUGUUGGGCCACAUGGUGAGAGUUGAUGAAAGCAGCUUUUAGUCCAUUGCUUCAAAAAUAGGGCGUAUUUUUGUUUGACAUUCCAAAUGGUAGGAAUAUUUAUCUUUUCAUCCCGUUGUUGCCUUUCCCCUUUCUUCAACAUCCUGUAUGAGCAAUGUAAUCUCCCCUGUAAAUACAUUUAUGUAACUAUUAUUUGUAUGAUCAAGUUGUGUCCUUGUCACUUCAGAGACAACUUAAGUGCCUUUUCUUCUGUCUCCCACUCACUCAUUCAUCAAACAACCUUCACAGAAGGGACCAAAGAUGUCGAUCAUCCCCAAACACCCUCAGCGCUCUUUCGCCCCACUCAAUGAAUGGCACACUUUUCAUUUAUUACCAAUAAACGGUUUGCAAUAUUCA
This is a messenger RNA of Nerophis lumbriciformis (worm pipefish), 3376 nucleotides long. It is a transcript of the gene spats2, whose product is annotated as spermatogenesis associated serine rich 2. Gene Ontology annotation, cellular component: cytoplasm. Gene Ontology annotation, molecular function: protein binding. NCBI's taxonomy places the organism in Eukaryota, Metazoa, Chordata, Actinopteri, Syngnathiformes, Syngnathidae. The record is from RefSeq and is a predicted model, not a curated record.